CUUAUUCCUGAACCGAAACGAAACCGGCAACCGGCUACUGACCGACAUCACGACAUCUGGUAUAUACGAGACGAUGAACCGAUUUUUAAGGAUGAAGAAGGAAGAUUUCUUCCAUUUACUGUCCCUUGUUGGUCCAAAAAUUGCGAAAAUGGACACAGAUUUCCGCAAAGCAAUCACGGAACAGGAAAGGCUGCUGAUAACAUUGCGGUAUCUUGCGACUGGAGAGACAUUUACCAGCCUCCAAUACGUGUUCCGGGUGUCGAGGCAUUCUAUCAGCAGAAUAGUUAAAGAGACGUGCGCAUGUCUUAUCGAGGCUUUGCGGGAUUAUGUCAAGGUAAGUUGCGGGUGUAACCAGCCUCGCUUCAGUGUUUAUGUGUUUAAAACGUUAAGCCCGGUGGCAGGCACCAGGGCCUGCCAGUAAACUUUCCCGUUUGCCGGGGCCAACCAUUGCUCUGGGGACUCUUUGGCUAGAGAAACAGAAUACAUUGCGAACAACUGUACUCUAAUCGCAUGAAUAAAACGGUGUGAAGGUAAAAAAAUGAUUUUCUAAAUAUUAUUGCGAUUGAUAAAGACAUCAACCCACACACAACAGUAUUGAUGAAGAGAGUAGAGUUGAAAUUAUAGCGAAAAACCUCAUUUUUUCUACAUGCAUCUUUGGAUCAAAAUUCACUGCUUGGGUAGUAGAUGCCGGCGGAUAGUUCAUGAAAAACAGAGCCGGAAUGAACGUGUGAAAUGUGCUGCAGUACGUUUUCCUCUUGAACG
Anopheles gambiae (African malaria mosquito) is the source of this 762-nucleotide messenger RNA. RefSeq lists its product as uncharacterized. Lineage: Eukaryota; Metazoa; Arthropoda; Insecta; Diptera; Culicidae. The coding region runs from base 74 to 421 and encodes 115 amino acids. The record is from RefSeq and is a predicted model, not a curated record. The transcript has 2 exons.